UUCCCCUGCGUUCCCAGGGCUAGCCUCCCUGCGGUCAUGUGACGGCCAUAUAGUACUACUCUCGCUCGGCUAAAGGACACAUCAGCAGCGCCGGCUGCUGCCCCUGCACGGCCGCCCGCCUCCUCGGCCGCCCGCCUGCCCCCUCGGGCCGCCCGCCCGCCUGCCUCCCUCCGCCCCGCCCGAGCGAGCCAGCUCGCUCUAGUUCAAGGGCACGGGGCCCGCCUCUGUUUGGCUUGCCCGCAAAGUUGCUCAUUUCAUAGCCUUCAGGCGGGAUUGUUUUUUUUUUUUUUUUUUUUUUUUUUUUAAUUUUUCCCCCCUUUUGGGGUGGUGGUGUGUUUUCCCCCCAUCCAAAUAGGACCUCUUGCGGAUUCGGAAUUGGAUUGGCGAACCCCUCUCUUUUUGGGGUGCAUCCCCCUGCACUAACCCCCAUUUUGAUUCCUCUCCAAUCCCUUCAAAUUCUCACGGUGCGCAAAGUUCAGGUUUUCGUCUGACCUUGGGACCUCUUAGUCUAUGCUGGUGGCCAUCCCGGAAGCACUGUUCUAGGAAUGGUGGAUCACUUGCUCCCGGUGGGGGAGUCCUUCUCAACCACCAAGUUCCCCAUUGGCUACCUGGGGGACAUGCCGGCUGGCGGGCGGGCUUACCACAUGCUGCCCUCUCCGCUGUCAGAGGACGACAGCGACUCCUCCAGCUUCUGCUCUUGUUCCAGCCCCGACUCGCAGGUGCUAGGCUCCAGCUACGGGAGCACCUCAAGCCUUGAGGGCCAGGACAGCAUCUUAGACUACCUGCUGUCCCAGGCGACCCUGGGGGGCAGCCCUGUGGCCUGGUGGGACUGGCGAAGGUGCCAGCCCAUGGUGAAAGAGGAGCAUUUCCGCUUCCCAGACCCAGAAGACAUGGGGCUCUUUCAGCCCACCUUGGAAGAGAUUGAGGAGUUCCUGGAGGAAAAUAUGGAGCUGGAACUCAAGGAAGGAUCUGAAAACGGGACCAAGGACCUUCGGGUUUGCAACCAGCUCUCUUCUGGGCAGCAUAAAGACCACAUCCUGCCUGGGGGAAGCUUGAAAGAAAGCAAAACCCCCCAGUCUGGCAGCUCCGCAGAAGGUGCCCACAGCUCCAAUGGCACAGCGGCCACCGAGGGUGGGAUCCCCGUCAUCCUCCAAAUCCAACCCAUGCAGAUCAAACAGGAGUCCAGCACGGGGCCCAGUUCACCAAGCCAGACCCCAGACAACAUUAAAAUCGCCCAACUCCUCGUCAACAUCCAGGGGCAAACCUUUGCGCUGGUGCCACAGAUUGUCCAGUCCUCCAACUUGAACUUGCCUUCCAAGUUUGUGCGUAUUGCCCCGGUGCCCAUUGCAGCCAAGCCCAUUGGUCCAGGGGGCAUGGUGCCAGGACCCGCAGGGAUCCUGGUAGGCCAGAAGUUUCCAAAGAACCCGGCAGCGGAACUCAUUAAAAUGCACAAAUGUACUUUCCCUGGCUGUACCAAGAUGUAUACCAAGAGCAGCCACCUAAAGGCCCAUCUGCGGAGGCACACGGGCGAGAAGCCUUUUGCGUGCACGUGGCCUGGGUGUGGCUGGAGAUUCUCCCGGUCGGACGAGCUCUCCCGACACCGACGCUCCCACUCGGGCGUGAAGCCGUAUCAGUGUCCGGUGUGCGAGAAGAAGUUUGCCCGGAGUGACCACUUGUCCAAGCAUAUCAAGGUGCAUCGCUUCCCCCGGAGCAACCGCUCGGUGCGCUCCUCCGUGAAUUGACCUGCUCCCCCGCCCGCGCCUCCCACCUCUUGGGCCGAGAACAGCUGACUCCAGCACUUUGUUCACCGUUUUUUAUAGCGAUAAUUUAUUUGUCUCCAUAACAGGGAACGCUGUUAUCUGACACCACCACACAUGAAUGUUUGUGUCCUCCAAAUGGAAUUUGAGAAUGAAGCUUUUCUGCGGUUAUUAUUUUUAUGCCUGCUCUUCUCCCCCCCACCCCCCUCCCCCUUUCAUGUCUUUGCUGCCGCUUCUUCCCUCGGAAAUUACAGUGUUUUAUUUUAAGCUGUUUUCUUCGGCACAAGGAAAAUUUAUGGGCUCCUUGUAGCUAGUUAAUUACAGUUCUGGCAUUCCUGUGGGCUUUGCUCAUAAACAGGGCUAUUCAUUGUGAGUUUUUAUUAAGCUGGGCCUAUUUGUCCAGUUUGGAUAUAGCAAAUUCCUUUUGGAAAACGAAAACAAGUCCUUUGUGUCCCUAUGGUCACUGCCAAGGGCUCUGGUGGGGGAGGGGAAGGAGGGUUUCAGAAACCCCUGUUUCUUUUGAUGGGUCUGUACCUCCUACUUGAUCCGUCCUGAUUCAGGAAGUUUUGUUUUGUUUUGUUUUUUUUAAGUUGAGAUUUCAGCUGUUUCCCCCCAUCUGGAACUGACAGAUAUUUCCAAAGGAUGAAACCCAUAAAAGCCAAGAAUUCAGGAAGGAAUCAGUGAAAGUGGGUUAAAGGUCAUUUCUUUCGAGUCUCAUUGGUGGUCAUGGAUCAUGGGCAGGAAGGGACCUUUCUAGGUCACCCCUAUUCCCAUUAUACAGAUGAGGAAGUAAAAAAACAAAGAUGAAGCAGUUCCUCCAUGGUCACUCUAGGAAUAAAUGUCUAAGACAGGAUUUGAACAGAGUUCCUAUUGCAGUCCAGCACCUGCCCCCGCCCCCAUUUUUGCCUCUAUCCCCGCAGAGACUAUCUGUCCUGUUUUCCAUGGAUUUUGUUUGUGAAGGGGGCCAGUCCCCUAACCUGGUCUGCAGCCCAGUAGAGAAUAUAGUGUGGGAGAUUCCUGGAGAAUGUCUCUGGGAGAAGAUGGCAUGGGUGCUCGUGGGCCCACCUCCAUCCUGAAGAGGUCAGCCCCAUGUUGGGUACAGCAGAACCUGGCUUUUAUGAUGCUCUGUUAUAGUUCCAGCAGCCCCCUGAGCCUCGAUGGGUAAGAAGAAAUGAAUAAAUAAAUAAAACAAAUCAUUGUA
Antechinus flavipes (yellow-footed antechinus) is the source of this 2958-nucleotide messenger RNA. RefSeq names its product KLF transcription factor 15 (gene KLF15). NCBI's taxonomy places the organism in Eukaryota, Metazoa, Chordata, Mammalia, Dasyuromorphia, Dasyuridae. The transcript has 3 exons. The coding region runs from base 546 to 1742 and encodes 398 amino acids. Gene Ontology annotation, molecular function: DNA-binding transcription factor activity, RNA polymerase II-specific; RNA polymerase II cis-regulatory region sequence-specific DNA binding. Gene Ontology annotation, biological process: regulation of transcription by RNA polymerase II. The record is from RefSeq and is a predicted model, not a curated record.